AUGCUGCGGGAGCGAUCGGCGCUCGGGGCCGGAGUCCCGGCCCGGCGGCUGCUCCCGGCGCUGCGCCGAGCUCGGGGCGCUGAGCGGGGACGGCACCGGCACCGGAGGACCGAGGCUGGCUUGGAGCUGCGAUGGGGUUCGGCAGCGGCGGCCCCAGGAGCCGGCACUGACCGUGCCGCGGGUCGGGCACAGGCUGCUCCCAGCUCUGCCUGCGGAACUUCGGCAAUUGCCCCCAGCAGUUCUUUGCCCUGCCAUCCAGAAGGUGCGGCUCCUCUGACACCUGCCAGACGGGGAAGGUCCUGCCUGGGAGGGAAACGGCUACAGGAGAGGAAACCAAGAAACGCUCAACCGGACGCUGCUGCGCGAGUCAAAGGAGGGAAGGACCGCAGGAUUCAUCCAAUGGUUGCAAAGGUGCUCGUACAACGUCUUUUUCCAGGGAUAAAUGAGCCUAAUAAGCCCAGAGGAAUCCUUUGCUCCGAGGCAAAGGCGUUGGUCGAGUGUCGCCGCCUGGUCCCGCCUGCGGGGGGGCGUCUCCUCCAGGGGCUGCUCCAACCCAGCUCUGAAGCUGCCAAGCCCAAACUGUCCCCGGCGCUCUGGAACAACAGGAUCUUCCCAGGGAUGAUGCACUGGAAGCACAGCCCUCAUUCUCACCCUCCACACGCUCCCAGGCUCACCCCAAAUUCAGGACAAGGGGCCAAAGGCCCCUCGGGCCGGGGCUCUCUCUGUCUCUGCGGGCUCAGGGACUGCAGCCACCAGGGCCCUCCAGCACGGACAGCCUGGACCCAGAGCAGAUCCCUGGGCAUUGGCAGCGUCCUGGGCACACCUGGAGACAGAAACCAUCAGCCUCUGGGACAGCACUUCAUUGCCAGCACACACAGCCUGCCACAUUUAGGGGGGCAGCUCUCGGAGCACAAAGCCCAGUCUGACCCAGUUCUCCUGGGCACCAACACGGACUCCACAGACCCACAGGAAUGAGAAUGUUCUGCUGCUUUGACAAACUUCAGCCCAGCUUUGCAAACCUCAGUCCCUGCAGCUCCUGCUCUCCAGAGCCCCGUUCAGGGCUGGCUCCAGUUCCCUGGAGAACCUGCCCCAGCCCCACUCUGGGCCAGCCUGAGCAGAAGCCACUGGGCUGCACAAGGAAGAACCCUCCCCUGGCUGCUGCAGCUGGAGGCAGAUCCAGCUCCCAAUGGAACCCUGGGAACAGCCUCCCAGAUGGUCUCUCCCCAGCCCUUGGCAGUGGCUCAGAAUGGCAGCAGCUCCAGUGCCAGCUGGGUCCCUGCACGAGUCCUUGUCCCAGCCCUGCCCCACGGACACACACGGGAGACACCCACGGGCACACAGGCCUUGCUGGCACAAUUCCUCACCCACAGCUGAGGGAAAGCCACACAACAGUAAGAAAUACCCUGGGCUGAGAGCACUCAUCACUCCAGUCCAUCAGGACUUGGAGGCAGUUGGGUAGGGAACACACCCACAUUCUAACCCCACCUCUACAUU
Messenger RNA from Pipra filicauda (Wire-tailed manakin), 1494 nucleotides. RefSeq lists its product as uncharacterized. The transcript has 5 exons. NCBI's taxonomy places the organism in Eukaryota, Metazoa, Chordata, Aves, Passeriformes, Pipridae. Bases 1 to 975 code for a protein of 324 amino acids. The record is from RefSeq and is a predicted model, not a curated record.